CCCAUCAUCCCGCCGCUCCCCGCCCUCGCAGCUUCUGGAUUUGUGAAGACCCCCGUCCUUGUCCCGUGGACUUCAGAGGACAGCAACCCCAAGGUUGGAUGGGCUUGUGGGAGACCGUGGUCCCCAGAACGUGAGGAAUCUGGCUUGUUGCCCUCUUCCUCCUUCUCCCCCACACUGAAGGCAUGUCUUCACCCCAUGAGGGGCACUUCUGUGUCCACCCAUCCCCAAGUGUCCAGCCCUCUGGUGUCUCCAGACAGACCUGUCUCUCUGGACUCCUCCAGCUCUUGCCUAUCCAUUCCCCAUAGCACUCCAUGUCAACCUAGGGUCUACUGAGCACAUGUUGUAUACCUGGCAUGGCUUUGGGUACUGAGGACCAACAGCCAGGUGCAGUGGACCAUACCUCUAAUCAGUGGCUCAGGACCCCGAGGCAGGAGGCUGGCGAGCUCAAGGCAGCCCAGGAACUUAGCGAGGCCCUGAGCCAUGCAGUGAGACCCUGGCUCAGAGAGGGGAACAUCAAAGGGCUGGGGCUGGGGCUCAGUACCAAAAACCAACCAGCCCUACAGGGAGGAACACAGAAGCCGUUGUCGCUCUUCUUCCUGCCCUCAAGGUGUGACCCUCUGGGGGGAGAGGGGGCAGUGAACACAGGAACGUGCUUCCAGGCCAGGACAAGUGCGGAGGUGGGGAGGAAGACGGGGUCAGGGAGGGGGCGGCUGCAGCAGCUCUAGGGAGGCGGCUCAGGGUAGGGCAUCUCUACAGGAGGUCACUCUUGUGCUGAGACUUGAAAGAAGCAAGAGGCCGAUGGCAGUGCCAGCACAGGGGUCCUGAGGCAGGGUGGCGCCUGGCUGUGGCCGGUUUGGGGAACCGAGAAGAGGCUAGURGAGUGGAGCAGAGGGGAGAAGGAUCCUGUCCACACAGCUUUUUGGUCAUCAGGAUUCUGGCUUUUGUCCUCAAUGAAAGAGUCAUCAAAGGGGAGGGAAGCUGCGAUCUGCCUGUUGGGUGGCUUUGAGAAGUGGGGUCACUGAAAAGUGUCCCGAGUUCAGGUGGAGGAUAGUGGGGGGCUGGACCUAGUGGUCGCCAUGGAGGGGGAGAGGAGGGGCAGGUCCAGGGCCACAGUGUUACCAGAUGCUCAUCAAAUGAAGGCCCACCAAACAGGUGUGGCUGCGGCCAGCCCCUCCCGGCUCAGGCCCCCAGGCCAUGAAGGUGCUGCUCCUCACGGGGCUGGGGGCCCUGUUCUCCGCCUACUACUGGGACGACAACUUUGAGCCAGCCCGUCUCCAGGGAGCCCGCGUGCUGCUGACCGGGGCUGCGGGCGGCGCUGGUGUUGGUGAGGAGCUGGCCUAUCACUACGCCCGCCUGGGCUCCCACCUGGUGCUCACUGCCCAGGCCGAGGCCCUCCUGCAGAAGGUGAACUUCCUGAGUUAUGUGCAACUGACUAAGUUGGCGCUGCCCAGCCUGACUGACAGCAAGGGCUCGCUGGUGGUGGUGUCCACGUUGCUCGGCCGUGUGCCCGUGUCCUUCUCCACCCCCUACUCAGCGGCCAAGUUCGCGUUGGACAGCUUCUUCGGCUCCCUGCGGAGGGAGCUGGAUGUUCAGGACGUGAAUGUGGCCAUCACCAUGUGCGUCCUGGGCCUCCGGGAUCCGGCCUCCACUGUGGAGGGAGUCAGGGGCUUCAUGAGAGCCAAGGCGUCCCCGGGACCCAAGGCGGCCCUGGCUGUGAUCCGAGGUGGUGCUACACGAGCCUCCUGUGUCUUCUACCCGUGGCGCUUGCACCUGCUCUGUCUGCUGCGAGGCUGGCUGCCGCACCCGAGGGCCUGGUUCAUUCGCCAGGACCUCAACAUCUCUGCAGUUGCAGCCUGAGUCCCCUGGGGCUCCUGUCUUCCCAGACGGGGGGGGGGGGUACCAUCCAGCUGUUCCUGGAGUCGGGACACUAACAAAGACACCUCCGAGAGGGUGGCCGGAGUCCAAGAUGGAGUCAUCAGGGCAAAAGCCAAACAGAAUAUCUGCGGGCACCUGGAAACAAACUGCAGGUGUUCGGCACCCCCUCAGUCUUGGAAGGCAGCAGCCCAGACUUGGGGUUCUUGGAGGUCACUGGUGACAUGUGAUCAUUGCUUCCACUGUGCAAAUAAGAAACAGUCUCCAGAAAAGUGAUGCUCCCUCCCCAGGUCGCCUGAGGUGGAUGCCCUGAGUCACCUCUGGGAGCCUCUGAGUCUCAGUUGAUUCUUUCCACUAUUCCAACUGGGAGCAUUUCCCACCCCCAGCUAGGGUCUCUGGUACUCUUGACACCUGCGGUCCACCUGAUGGCCAGGUGGGAAGAAGAGGAGAAGAGCAUAUUCUGGGCUAGACUCAGCCUCCCGUUUCAUAAUAAAAGGUCUUCCCUUGCUUAUGUACAUAUAUCUAUUACUCAAAUUCCUUUUGCCUUCCAAUUUUAGGAGCCGGGAGAGGGGCUAGAACUAUCAACCUGUUUUGUAGGUGGAGAAAUGGAGACAGACAGGAUGGGCUCCCCUCAGGAAGUCAGUGGGAGAGGCAGGGGCACUGAUGGACCUGCAGGACUUGGUUGCAGCGUCAGCAAUAGUGUAACCGGGCCCCACGCCCUUGAGGUCAAGGAUCUUGGGCCUCGCUGUUGGAGUUUGGUCUUACAGUUGUUCCCAUUCUGAGGAUGACGCUGUAGCUUAGGCAGGUUGGGCUAAUGAGGGCCACAGCUGCACAUCUGUCAAUUAAAAACGGACGCUCCUCAAAAUGGAAAGCCAGUGCUGCUGGUCUAAAGCAAUUGUAAAAAAUAACUGGCAUGGAUACAAUGUUACAAAAAGCUGCUACUGUGGGCUGUCCAGGGCUCUGUCCAAGAAAGACUGUCCUCGUCACACCAGUCCCAAACUGAGGCUGUCUCUUAGAGACAAGUAAGAUUGACAGAAGAAGGGGUAAAAGGGGCGCGGAAAUCAGAACUUCCAGAUCUUGUUGUUUCCACCACCUGAUUCAAGGUUGUUCAGCAGGCAUCCCUCGGCCUGGCAUCAUCCCAGCACGACCUUACGUCACGUCAAAUGCCACCAGGAGGCACUGUGACCACUCCCUUCAUGAAAUCAAUAAACCCGUUGAUGGAGGUUUUUUCGUGCCACCUUACAUAUGGAAAAACUGGGGGGCCUGGGAGGUGAGGUUGCUAUGUCCGGGUUAACCAACAGGCUGCAGCUUCGAACUCUGCGGC
Molecule: messenger RNA, 3196 nt
Organism: Urocitellus parryii (Arctic ground squirrel)
Lineage: Eukaryota; Metazoa; Chordata; Mammalia; Rodentia; Sciuridae
Gene: Hsd11b1l
Product: hydroxysteroid 11-beta dehydrogenase 1 like
Cellular component (GO): intracellular membrane-bounded organelle
Molecular function (GO): oxidoreductase activity
Source: RefSeq, a predicted model, not a curated record